AUGGUUGAUGAUAAUGACGAAAAUUUCCCAUAUGAGAUAUACAAUAAAAAGCGAAGAGAAGAUGCCAUAUAUCCGACUUGUAUUCGUAAUGAAAAGCACUUCAAAGGUCAAUUGAAUGUUCUUGUAUCAUUCAACAAACGUGAUAAACCAUGGCAAUGGAUGCCUUUAAAAAGCUUAAAGUAUGGACAACAAUUGUUGCGCAAUUUUCGCACCUAUAAAGCAAGACAAAGGCGAAAACAAGAAAAUUCUAAUUUUAUAUCCAAUGAAAUGAACAAUAUCGAUAAAGUGUGGGGAAAUGAAAUGAUGGUCGACCAAGAAAUCAUCAGAAGCAGUAUUGAAACAAAAGAUGAAGAGGACAGAGUUAAAUAUGUUGAUAAAAAGUUCUAUUUGAACAUUCUUCACUCCAGGGUUUCUCUUCAAUCAU
Molecule: messenger RNA, 424 nt
Organism: Racocetra persica
Lineage: Eukaryota; Fungi; Glomeromycota; Glomeromycetes; Diversisporales; Gigasporaceae
Source: the annotation of a GenBank genome assembly